GAGGCGCUUCGGUAACAAUGUGGUUCCUCCUUCUUAUCUACAUUGCUCACACUGAGCUGCCGACCUUCUUUGAGGCAAGUGAACUUCUACAAGGUGAGGAGCGGCUCAUUCUCAGAGGUGGAAGAGAACCGUGCCAUGGCCAUGCUGAAAUCUACUAUAAGAACAAAUGGGGCUACAUUGGCGAUAAACACUGGAACCGGGCCACUGAAGAAGUAGUGUGCAGAAGCACUCACUGUGGGAGUCCUGUGGAGAGCGCCAUGGAGAAUGAGCUACGGCCCAUAAAUAGCACACUGUGGCUCAAUGAAGUGACAUGCAGUGGAGAAGAGAAUCAUCUGUUGCACUGUAAAUAUCCCGGUUGGGGACUCUGGGACGCUUACCGGGUGGUAAAAUGGAUUGAAUGUUCAAAUAAAAUCAGAAUGAGCCUGGAUGGAUUUGUCUGUGCGGGUGCAGUCCAGUACUCCAUAGAUGGGGAAACCCCGUCAGGUUACAUUUGUGCUGACGGUUGGGGACAAAAUGAAGCCAACUCUUUGUGUCAAAGCCUCGGAUGUGGCAAUUCCACGGAGAUUGCCAUGCACAAAUGGAGGAAAUGGAAGGGAUUUCAAAAAUCGAACAAGAUGAUGAUUGACUGUGCAAACAUUCAGCCCAUGACUAGCCUGUGGCAGUGUGUAACUCACGAAUCAACAGAAUGUAAAAAUCCUGCCAAUGUCGUGUGCAAUGGUUUCAAGAGAUUGCAACUCAAAGGACACACACAAAAUGUCUGCUCUGGGCAGCUUGAGAUGGAGGAAAAUAGCAGGUGGAUUCCUGUUAAAAACAACAAAACCAGUUCUGAUGUGCGGUGUCAGCAAAUGCACUGUGGUACCGCAGUCCGCCCGAGUCGGGAUGAUGAUAAUGGCACACAGCUGACAUGCACAGACAAUGUCACCGUGGAGCUGACUGGCAGGUGCUAUGGUGUGGUUCAAGUCAAGGUGAAUGGUCUGACACACCCUGUGUGCGCCUCCGCCUGGACACAAGCAGAGGCCGACGUGGUGUGCAACGAGCUAAACUGUGGGACUGCAAUAAGUCAUGAGGCUCAGAAGUCUAAACUACAAGGGAUAAUGGACCAUGUGAGUUGCCUCGGCAGUGAGUCCUCACUUUGGCACUGUCGGGCGAUGCAUGAAGACGGUCUCAGAUGUUCGUCCAAGGCUUACGUAGUCUGUGCAGGUAGUGUAAGCGUGAGGUUGGAAGACGGUCCUGGAAAAUGUGCUGGUAGACUGGAGAUCCAAUAUGAGGGCAGAUGGAAACAAGUUUAUGAGCAGAAUUGGACAGACACCAAUUCAAAUACUGUGUGCAAACAAAUGAACUGUGGGAAUAAACACCUGUCUCCCCAUCGUGACAAAUUCAUCCACGGUUCAGGCGAUUUUCUCACAAAGACUGUGGAAUGCAACACAGAAGCCUCAACCAUACAUGAGUGUUUUCCAAACAACCCAAAAGGGCCAUCCAAGUCGGAGGCAGUGGGCAUCACCUGCGAGGAGCACAAAGUGGUAUUUCUGAAGGGAGAUGAUUCCUGUUCUGGCACGGUGGGGAUAGAGCACGGGGACCACACCUACUGGCUCUCCGGCUCUAACGGGACAUGGGACCAAGAUACCGCAAAUGCAGUGUGUCAGCAGAAGCACUGUGGCAAGGCCUCUGCCUUCUCUGCCUCCGUCCUUGAUAAUGAUACGAAGAUAGAUGUUUGGGAUAAAUCCUACAACUGCUCAUCUGACACCAAAUCCCUGUUUGAAUGUGAUACUCAGACGCAGUCAUCUGACCACAAUGAUACUAUUGCAACAGUGAACUGUUCAGGAAAAGUAACCAUAGAACUGACCAACAAGUGUUGGGGGACCGUCAAUGUUUGUGUGGACGGGAAGUGCGGAGGUGUGUGUGAGGACACCUGGACAGACAGCAAGUCUGUGAUGCUGUGUAAAGAGCUUGGCUGUGGGGACACUGUCUUUCGUGCCAACAAUCAGCCUGGAGAAAGACCCGUGAUGUUGGUGAAGAGUUUGUACACUACCAAGCAGACGACCCGCCUGACACAGUGCAACUUUGUUAUGAACGUUGAAAACAAAACCACCUGCAAAUCAGCUUAUGUUGUUUGCUCAGGCAGUGUAAAGCCCAGAUUUAUCACUUCCAGAGACAAAUGUUCUGGAAAUGUGGAGCUUUCCUAUGAAGGCGAGUGGCUCCCUAUGUGCAUGAAUGGGCUCAAAGAGAAAGAAUUACAAGACACCAUCUGUGAAGAGCUGGACUGUGGUCAGGCUGAAAAAACUGUAGACUACUUCGGACCGAAACCAGCAGGGGGUCGUGUCAUCUCCCAACUUAAUUGCUCUACAGAUGAUGCAAAGUCAUUAUCAGCAUGUCCUCCCGUGUUUAAAAAUGACAUCUGCACCCUUGCUGGCCUUCAGUGCAAAAACUUGAGAAAGAUGACAGUGAGCGAGACCUGUAGAGGAGCUGUAUCUGUUUACUCGAAUGGCAGACUUAGUGCCGUUUCCGCUGAAGGCUGGACGGAAACCGAAGGGCAGAGGCUUUGCCGGGAUUUGCAAUGUGGCGGCUUCAAGUCCAAAAAGGUUUACAAUACGUCGCAGGAGCUUUCUUUCUGGGACAGGAGCAUCCGCUGUGAAAAUGACACAAACAACAUCUGGGACUGUGAAAAGCCAGCCACGGCCUCGCAGAGGCAGCAGCUCAUCAUUGAAUGUCAAGAUAAGCCCAACGUCACCCUGUCAGAGAGAUGUCAUGGAGCAGUGAAGAUAAAUGGAACUGAAGUUUGCAACAGUCACUGGGACAUGAGCUACUCACACUUGCUUUGCCAAGAGCAGAUGUGUAGCAACGCUGUAGUUAAUGUCUUCACCGAUCCCAAACCAAAUGCUGACUACUACCACAUCAGCUGUGAUGACUUCCAUCACGAACUUGGCCAGUGCAAGAGAGUCCAGGGAAAAUGCAACGGGCAGUUGGUGUCAGUUUACUGUGUUGGCAAUGUCAAGUUCAAGACCAAUAAAACAUGUGGAGGUCAGCUACUAGUCAAUUAUCGAAACAACUGGGAAAGAAUAUGCCCCCUAAACUUUUCCCCGGCAUUUAAGGAAAAGCUGUGUCAAAAGCUUGGUUGUAAUGGUCACAAUGAUAGUACAGUCAGAAGUGACAACAAGGAGAAGGUCACCUUGGAAACAGCACUGGAAUGCUCCGCUGACCACAACGACAUCGAGCACUGUGUCAUAGAAAAGCGUUGUCAAGGAUUCAGACCAGCUGAGAUCUACUGUAACGGGUAUAAGCUUCCACCAAUGAUUUUAGAAGUGUCCAAGACGUCUACAACACUUAUUAACCUGGUAGUGGGAUUGGUUAUAGUCCUACUGAUUAUCAUAGCUGUACCAAUCUGCAUUGUCAAGAAUGGCAAGAAUAUAAUGAACAUCCCUGCGAGACUGCUAUCAAGAAAAGAAGUAGAAUGUGAAAGUGGCGAAUUUGAGGAAAUCGGAAAGACAGCAAAUGAAAUGGAAGACUUCAGUCAUGGCAAGGCUGAAGUCAUCAUGGAGCACGACGCACAGAGCACUUCCUCUUUUCCUUACGAUGACAUUGAUGAAGCGGUUGAGGCUCAGCUCCUGACGUCUCAGGGUGCCACUUCUGAUGCCUCAAGAGACAACUACAGGCGUGAAGAUGCCCUCGACCAGGGUGAUGAUGGAGAGAUCUACGAGGUGGACGACCCACUGGAGAAUUAUGACGAUAUUGAAGCCAGCCCUGAAAUUACACCGAUUAAAGCUGAAGUCUACGACAGGCCCAAAACCACAUGUGAAGGUGGCGCAGUGACACCUCCAGGACUGGUGCAGGGGGAUGUACAGUAGAUUACCUGGUGCCAGACCAAGAUAGGUGAGCCAAAACUGGGUUUAAAUCCUACUGAAAUCAAAUCAAAUCUGGCAAAGCUAAUCUUUACUCUGACCAAAAAGGAAAAACAUAUCCCAACAGACAAUAUACAAGUUUUUUUCAUACAGCAGACACCUUAAGUGGUUAAAAUACACUUACUCUAAAAAAUAAAACAAAUUUUAAAAAAGCAAAAACAUUUUGUGUAAAAAUUCAGACAAAUGAAUGCGUCACUUGAUAAAACAAGUUCAGGGUUAUGCAUUUUUAUAUUUUUCAUGAAAUACAUUGUAAAUAAUUGUAAUUACGUCUUCUGAUGAGGAAAUAAAAUAAAUCACAUUCAUUGUGCUGACGCUUUUAUCCAAAGCGACUUACAAUUAUCGGUAGUGUUAAGGGGCACUAAGGACUGGGAUGAACCCCAACUUUCUGUACUAAGGUCGGCGGUGUAAAGCACUCAGCUAUACCAGCUGCUGAUAUGUUUUGAACAGAAAAUAAAAGUGCAGUGUUAUACCUUCCAGCAAGAUGAAGUCACCUUUAUUGCUCACUUUAUAUGUAUUACUCACUGUAAAAAGCCUGCCAUUAAAUCACCAAUCAAAAAAAUGGUUAAAUUUUCUUUUUGUUCAAAUGUACAAAUUUGUUAUUAAAUAUAUUAGAAAGUU
Molecule: messenger RNA, 4514 nt
Organism: Scophthalmus maximus (turbot)
Lineage: Eukaryota; Metazoa; Chordata; Actinopteri; Pleuronectiformes; Scophthalmidae
Product: scavenger receptor cysteine-rich type 1 protein M160
Exons: 19
Coding region: 18-3842 (1274 amino acids)
Cellular component (GO): membrane
Source: RefSeq, a predicted model, not a curated record